UCGCGGAGCCUUGUGGGUAGCCGGCCGGGGUCUCCUGGCGACGACGAUGGCGGGGGAUGUGGGCGGUCGCAGCUGUGCGGACUCGGAGCUGCUGCUGCACCCGGAGCUGCUGUCGCAGGAGUUCCUUCUCCUCACCCUGGAGCAGAAAAACAUAGCCGUGGAAAAUGAUGUGAGAGUAAACAAAGACAAUCUUACUGAUCUUUAUGUCCAGCAUGCCAUCCCGUUGCCUCGGAGGGAUUUGCCAAAGAACAGAUGGGGGAAAAUGAUGGAAAAGAAAAGAGAACAACACGAGAUAAAACAUGAGACUAAAAGGAAUAGCACUGUAGAUGGAUUAAGGAAACGACCCCUCAUUGUAUUUGAUGGAAGCUCAACAAGUACAAGCAUAAAAGUGAAAAAAACAGAAAACGGAGAUAAUGAUCGACUCAAGGCUCCCCCUCAGGCAAGCUUUACCAGUAAUGCCUUUCGAAAAUUAUCAAAUUCUUCAAAUGUUGCACCCCUAAUUUUGUCUUCCAAUUUGCCUAUGAACAAUAAAACGGAACACAAUAAUAAUGACACUAAACAGAAUCAUGACUUAACGCAUAGGAAAAGUCCUUCGUGCGCUGUGAAGUCGCCACCUUUGUCCCCUGUGGGAACUACUCCUGUGAAGUUAAAGCGAGCUGCUCCUAAAGAAGAGGUGGAGGCCGUGAAUAACCUGAAGCCCCCAGAAGCAAAGAGGAAGAUACAGCAUGUUACAUGGCCAUGAAGGAAAGUUUCCAAAAAUGUAAAUAUAACUGUAAUUGUAGUUUUUCAAACAAGUUCACUUAUUUUGACAGUAUUCACAGAGAUCCUGAUUAUUGUGGAAUUUUCUUAAGAGGUUUAAAAUAGGUUCAAAAGAAUAAUCUUUUCUUCUUAUCCUUCCUUUUUAAAAGUUCUUGCUUUUCAUCUCCUGAUAGGGAAAGAAUUUCUUUUUAAAACAAUGACUUAGUAUACAUUCAUGUUUACCCUAGUCAAAUCAUUAGCUACAAGUCUGGCAUAAAGCAUUUAAUGAAUUUUAGGAAUUAUUCUCAUUAGUGUCUUUCAGAGUCUUUAGGGAAAUUUUUUUUUUUAAUUCAAAUAUUUUACGAGUUUUUCAUUUUUACUAAUUUCCUGUCCCAAGCAGAAGCAUAUAACAACUCAUCACAGUAUUUUCAUAAAUAUUGCCACAUUUACCCUCAGAGGUUCACCAGGGAAAGCAUCUUUUGUUGUACUGCUGUGCAACUAUUCAGAAUGGACAGCUAAAACUACUGCUCUUGAUUGCAUUGCUUCUUCCCGUAAAAUGCAAAAGGGAAGUCAGUGCUUGCUGUUCCUCUUUCUCUUGAAUUUGAGAUGGAAUUGACUGACUGCGGGCUCACUGAUCCAUCCUUGAAUGUGUUCUUGUCAAGCUUCAGUCAUAUCUCCUCUUCACGAGCAGUCUGAUCUCACUCCAUGAGUUCCACCAUUUCUCCCUGCUAGGAGCUUAAUCUCGCAGUGAAGUUAAUUUAAAGAUCUUCAGGCUGAGUCAUGUUGGAAGUGGUACCUGAUGGUAGUAAGUUUUGAGACUAGGGAGGAGUGUUAGAAUUGUAGAAUUGAGGAGAGUCCAGGAAGUGUUUCGGCGAGGGGGAUAAUCCGUAUGACCAGCAGUAGAGCUGCAGAGGCGCUACUAGAGCCAUAGGACAGAUGGACUCCCAGCUGGAUUCUGUGGUGUGGUACGGACAGCAUCCACACAGAAUUAUCGGCCAAGGGUUUUCAUUUAUUUUAUGUUCUGGUGACAUAGCCACUCUACUUGUGUGAUGGAAAUUAGAAAAUAGAGCUUACCUUCUAUCUUUAAGUUCUAGUGUCUACUUUUCUGCUGUGUAUUUCUAAUCAAAAGCAAAGGGUACUUUAUACUUUUUUCCAUUGUGUGAUUGAUCUUCAACACGUGUUAGAGGAGUCUCCUCUGUUGAUUUGUUAAAAGCAGCAUCGUAGUUCAGUUAUUGAGUAGCCCUGCAAAAAAUUAAUUCAGCCUUGCAGGUAAGUACUGCACCUAGACUCUAACCUGGUAGUUUUUAACCAUUUUGCCUUUAUUUGAGACUGUAAAUCUGUACACAUAAGACACAGUGGAUAUGAAAACAUUGUUAGUGUUAUAGUUAAUUGUCAAAUGUAUGAUUAUCUGCAGGGCUGAUGUGUGUGGUAUUGUUGAUGGGCAACUGUGAUCCUGUGCGUAAAUACAUGUUAAGGGUAAUUUUAAAAAUACAGAUUUUAGAGUAGGAUGACAAAGUAUAUUUUAUAUUCAGUUGUCCCCUCUGCUUUCAUCUAUACUUCUCUCUCAGUUAAGAGAGAGUUAGCCAUUUGACGAUUUUCAGUCAGUGGGAACUUAUUUUAGUUACUCAGCGAAAUUAAUUUUUAAUUUGUAUAUUUAACUUACAGAGUAGGUUGAUAAUAACAGCUGAACUGUGUAACAUUGUUGCUUCAAAUUGAAGUUUAUAUUAUGAACAUUCAGAGCCAAUGCUCGUGUAGCAGCAUACUAUUGAGGUGUUUUGAGUGUGAGGCGUGGAGAAGCACUGAAUCAUGUACUCCAGUUGCCAUCACCCCACCAUUGUAGAGCUGUGCCUGUGAGUGUGCGGGGUACGGCAUGUCUCCAGGUGGCUGUCCGCGCACUGAGGCCGGCUGAGUGACGGCAGUGUGGAGCAGCAGCAUGGUGGGUGUCACCCAAGGGGGUGGGCUGGCUUGAAAGGUUUCAAGGACUCGCUGUGAAUGGUGAACGCUUUUGAAAUACCCCUCCCUCACUACUGUGGGUUGAUGUUGUCACUCUUGAGUCUACAUUGCAGGGCAGCUAGUUGUUUUUAUUACUGGAGUAGGCCAGUAGAUGGCGUUGGAGCCAGUGGGUGGCUUGUGAGGCGUAGUUAUGGGUACCACUUCCUGUCUCUUUAGUGGGAGGGCCUUGUUUUUUUUCUCCUUUUCCCUCUUUGUUUUCUUUUUCCCCUUUUUCUGCCUUCCCUGUAUGCUUGCUUUCUUUACUUUCAUUCUCCUUUCUCCUUUCUGUAGAUCUUAAGCUUCAGGCUUAAAUUUGCCAAUUAUAUUUCUUUGGCCUACUCAUUCACUUAAGGGUGAAGCUAGGCUGACUCCCAAUCCUCUUGCAUUUGAGGGAUCAUCGACUGCUGUGUGGACUCUGGAAAGCCUCAAGACCCUGCACUGAACCGCUUGCCAGUGGCUGUGUAAGCAGGCCGGUUUUCCAAAGUAGCCUUAGGAUCUAGACAGCUACCAGGCUGUUCGAAGUUUGGUUGUUCUGCUGCUGCUACUAGGAGGCCAUUAUAUAUUUGCUAGUAUUAAAAAAUCUUCAGGAUUGGAAUUAUUAUUUGAAAUUAUAUUUUGGUUGACUUAAGUUUUGAGAGAUGAUUCUAAAACUGAGCUAGAGACUCAUUCAAUAGCAAUGACUUUUUUGAAACUUACAUUAAGUAAAACUGCCAGUAGAUUAAACCACAUGUGUAUGUAAGAGCUUCCUCUAUUUACUACCGUGGAACUUUAGUCAUUUUUAGAGGCAACAAAAUGGUCAAAACGUUUUUAAGUGUGCUCUUUUAUUAAAUGCUUGUGCAGGUUUUGUAAUUCAGUACCGAAAAGUUUAACCUUGUAAUGUACAUUUUUGUAUGUAAAAAAGUCUUUUACGUAGCCUUAUCCUUAUUUAAAUAAACCAAAUAAAAUUAUCAUGAGUAAGUC
Messenger RNA from Lepus europaeus (European hare), 3690 nucleotides. RefSeq names its product chromosome 13 C2orf49 homolog (gene TSLIG2). The transcript has 4 exons. Bases 47 to 742 code for a protein of 231 amino acids. The record is from RefSeq and is a predicted model, not a curated record. Gene Ontology annotation, cellular component: tRNA-splicing ligase complex. NCBI's taxonomy places the organism in Eukaryota, Metazoa, Chordata, Mammalia, Lagomorpha, Leporidae. Gene Ontology annotation, biological process: embryonic morphogenesis.